CCUACACAGACUUCUUCCUGCCACUGCUGAGUCGCUGUCCCUCUGCCAUGGGAAUAAAGAACAAGGAUGGGGAGACCCCGGGGCAAAUUCUAGGUUGGGGACCUCCCUGGGAUUCUGCUGAAGAGGAGGAAGAAGAUGAGGCUUCCAAGGAGCAGGAAUGGAGGCAGAAGCUGCAAGGCGAGCUGGAGGACGAGUGGCAGGAGGUCAUUGGGAGAUUUGAAGAUGACGCUUCCCGUGAGGCCCAGGAACCUGAAUCCUUCUCAGCCUGGUCAGAGCGCUUGGCCCGGGAACAUGCCCAGAAGCACCAGCAGCAGCAGCGGGAAGCAGAGAGAUCCGGCAGACCCUCACGGGCUGAGGGCUCCAGUCACAACUGGCGACAGCAGGAGGAAGAGCAGCGGCUCUUCCAAGAGCGAUCCCAGGCCAAAGAGGAAGAACUGCAUGAAAGCCGAUCCAGGAGGGCCCAGGAGGCUCAAGGGGACCAAGGGCCAGAGCCAGCCAGGGCUGGGCCUAGGGCAGAGCACCCCAGAGGGGCUGGAAGGGGCAGCCUCUGGCGCUUUGGUGAUGUGCCCUGGCCCUGCCCUGGGGGAGGAGACCCAGAGGCCAUGGCUGCAGCCCUUGUGGCCAGGGGCCCUCCCUUGGAGGAACAGGGUGCUCUGAGGAGGUACUUGAGGGUCCAGCAGGUCCGCUGGCACCCUGACCGCUUCCUGCAGCGAUUUCGAAGCCAGAUUGAGACCUGGGAGCUGGGCCGUGUAAUGGGAGCUGUGACAGCCCUUUCUCAGGCCCUGAAUCGCCAUGCAGAGGCCCUCAAGUGACCCUAGGGAAAGAGCGAGAAACUGGGAUGCAGCCUCAGGGGCAGGUAGAAGGAAGGGUGAGGACAGGUGGAGAUAACGAGGAAGAGUCAGAUGCUGCAUGGCAGAGGAUGUGGGGUGGGAGCAGAACUUGUAACGAGCAGGGUUGGCGGGAUAAGGGCCACCAACAUUGCUCCUUGAUUCUGCCAUUUCCUAAUAAGACCUGGUUCCACAUUUCA
Molecule: messenger RNA, 1027 nt
Organism: Galeopterus variegatus (Sunda flying lemur)
Lineage: Eukaryota; Metazoa; Chordata; Mammalia; Dermoptera; Cynocephalidae
Product: NF-kappa-B inhibitor-like protein 1
Exons: 2
Biological process (GO): canonical NF-kappaB signal transduction; negative regulation of toll-like receptor signaling pathway
Cellular component (GO): nucleus
Source: RefSeq, a predicted model, not a curated record